CCAACUAAUCAAACAUUAUAAUGCAAUGUGUUAUUAAAUCCUUUAUAUCAAAUCUUUGCUCUUCACCACUUGUUCUUGUUCUGUUUCCAGGAAGAAAAAGAAGAAAGAAAUAAUAAUAGGAAGAAGGAUUCCAGGAUUUUCCUUCUAAUGGGUUCUUUUGUUUCUAAACAGAUGGAGCGGCGGAAAGCUAUCCGCACAGAGAAGAAAGUUUUAUGUGAUCUUUGUGAAAGUUGUGGUGUUGACUUUCCAGGGUGUGAUUAUCACCCUCCAGAUAGAAAGAAUUGGAUGGCGGGUCUGAAUCCUGAGAAAGUUCAUAUAAACAAGAUUGUGUGGCCUGGAACUCAUGAUUCUGCCACCAAUAAGAUUGGAACUCCAUGCAUAUCUCGACCUUUUGCUCAAUGCCAGUCCCUGUCAAUCUAUCAUCAGCUUGUGCGGGGCACCCGUGUUCUGGAUAUUCGGAUUCAGGAGAAUCGUCGGGUCUGUCAUGGGAUCCUGGCAACUUACAGUGUUGAUGUCGUGAUCAAGGACAUCAAGAAGUUUUUAUCAGAGACCGAAUCAGAGAUUAUAAUCCUGGAGAUCCGGACAGAAUUCGGACAAAAGGAUCCUCCAGAUUUUGACAAGUACUUGGUGGAGCAACUUGGAGACGUUCUAGUCCACCAGGAUGAUCAUGUUUUUGGUAAAACGAUUGCAGAAUUGUUGCCAAAGAGAGUGAUUUGUAUAUGGAAGCCGAGGCAGUCACCUCAGCCGAAUGCAGGAGGACCUUUGUGGAGUUCCAGGCACAUGAAGGAUAAUUGGACUGACACUGACUUGCCAUCAACAAAAUUCGAGAACAAUUUGAAGCAUUUGAGUGAGCAGCCUCCAGUUUCAUCAAGGAAAUUCUUUUACAGGGUGGAGAACACUGUUACACCGCAGGCAGAUAACCCAAUAUUGUGUGUUAGGCCAGUAACAAGGAGGAUUCAUGGAUAUGCCAGGCUGUUUAUAACUCAAUGCUUCUCCAAGGGAUGCGUGGAUCGGUUGCAGAUCUUCUCUACAGAUUUCAUUGAUGAGGAUUUUGUUGAUGCAUGUGUUGGACUCACAUAUGCCAGGAUUGAAGGGAAGGCUUAAUAAAUCUAUGUUUCUGGAUUAUUUAUUCUGCUGGUUAUCACAAAUUUUUCUACCAUAUAUUCACUUGUUUGUUUGUGUGUUAAUAUGUUUUUGAUGGAUGAUGUACAAAGGGUUGUGAGUGAUUAUUGCUCGUUGCAGAAACUUUUAGUUUUGAUAUUUCCCGAUUCUUUUUCCAAUUUUUUCCCUUUCAACUUGGAUUAAUAGAAAUUCCUCAACUGCUGGUGUUUGAA
Pistacia vera is the source of this 1334-nucleotide messenger RNA. Its product is annotated as PI-PLC X-box domain-containing protein DDB_G0293730. Gene Ontology annotation, molecular function: phosphoric diester hydrolase activity. The record is from RefSeq and is a predicted model, not a curated record. The transcript has a single exon. The coding region runs from base 148 to 1104 and encodes 318 amino acids. Lineage: Eukaryota; Viridiplantae; Streptophyta; Magnoliopsida; Sapindales; Anacardiaceae. Gene Ontology annotation, biological process: lipid metabolic process.